Galeopterus variegatus (Sunda flying lemur) is the source of this 648-nucleotide messenger RNA. It is a transcript of the gene GPR142, whose product is annotated as G protein-coupled receptor 142. The transcript is spliced from 5 exons. Lineage: Eukaryota; Metazoa; Chordata; Mammalia; Dermoptera; Cynocephalidae. The record is from RefSeq and is a predicted model, not a curated record.
AUGAGAGAGAUCAUCCAUUCCAGGUGGCUGAGGUCUUCACAAGUCCUGCAGGGAAGCCAGUACUUCUGAAGAAGACCAUCAAAGGAUUCCAGCAGAUUCUGGCAGCCUGUUUCGGAGGCUCUGCCACCACCGGUGAAGCCCCUCAGGGACAAUGCAGGGAGCAGUGGCCUCUACAGCAGCAGUGACACGCCACCGAGGACCUCUUCCCAUCAGCAGGGGAGCCAGGCCACGUGGGUGGGCUGCGCCAGCCAGCUACCAGUGACCCUGCUGCCCACACCCAACGGCAGUGGGCCCAGCCAGGAGUUGGAAGGCCACUGGCCAGAGAUCCCAGAGAUGUCCCCAUGUGUGGCUGGUGUCAUCCCUGUCAUCUAUUACAGUGUCCUACUGGGCCUGGGGCUGCCUGUCUACCACCUGUACGUGGCUCCUGUCCACCGGGACUGGAAGGUCCACCUGGCCUUGGAUGUGUCCAACAUGGUGGCCAUGCUCAACAUAGCAGUCAACUUUGGUCUCUAUUGCUUCGUAAGCAAGACUUUCAGGGCCACUGUCCGACAGGUUAUCCACGAUGCCCACCUGCCCUGCACCCAGGGGUCACAGCCAAAGUGCUUGGUGGUGGAGCCUGUGCUGAAGCCUCCAAGACUCCCCAAAUGA